This is a messenger RNA of Penaeus vannamei (Pacific white shrimp), 688 nucleotides long. Lineage: Eukaryota; Metazoa; Arthropoda; Malacostraca; Decapoda; Penaeidae. The record is from RefSeq and is a predicted model, not a curated record.
AUGAUUCUAAGGAUAAGAGAUAAAGCCUAUUGUAAAGAUGCACUUCAGAUAUGGUUUGAAACUCUGCCAAUAUCUCCCCGAACCACUCCAGGGUUUAGGACAUGUGUAUGCAUGGCCAGCCGUAUCUCUGAGAAGGAAAUGACAGAGGACUUUUAUUAUGAUAAGAGAAUUUUAUACACUAGAGAAUGUGCCUGUAUGUUUCACCCUUGUAUGUCCAAGGAAAGAUAUUGGAGUGUCAUAGUUAAAGAUACUCCUAGUUCAUGCAGUGUUAAAUUGAAAAGGUUGGCCCUUGAGCGCAGCAAAACAGCAGAAAUGGCAGUGGAGGUGGUCACAUCCCUAUUACAGCAAUACGGCCAAGGUGGACCUUGCUCAGACACAGACACAGACUUUGUCUACCACAACAGCUUCCUAAUUGCUGACCCUCAAGAGGCCUGGAUACUGGAAACGGCCGGUAAACACUGGGCAGCAGAGAAUGUUAAGAGUGGCUACCGAAACAUCAGCAACGCGCUGAGCAUUGGCACCAAGAUUGACAAGAUGAGCGAAGGUCUAAAGGAGCUGGCGCAGGAGAAAGGCUGGUGGGAUGGCUCUGGGGACUUCAAUUUCUCAGAGGCAUAUGGGGCUUCCCAAGAUGCGGGCCAGGAACGUAAGGAGUGUGGAGAAAAGCUGCUGGCCAAAUUCUCUGAGGGAG